Gavialis gangeticus (Gharial) is the source of this 2694-nucleotide messenger RNA. It is a transcript of the gene UBE2L3, whose product is annotated as ubiquitin conjugating enzyme E2 L3. The record is from RefSeq and is a predicted model, not a curated record. Bases 108 to 563 code for a protein of 151 amino acids. Gene Ontology annotation, molecular function: ubiquitin conjugating enzyme activity. Lineage: Eukaryota; Metazoa; Chordata; Crocodylia; Gavialidae. Gene Ontology annotation, biological process: protein polyubiquitination; ubiquitin-dependent protein catabolic process. The transcript has 4 exons. Gene Ontology annotation, cellular component: nucleus.
AGGGAGAUGGUCUUAUACAGUCUUUCACUAUGGACUUUCACAAUUGCAUAGUCAAACAUUUACGCAAGGAUUGAACAACAGGGAAAUAAAAACAUAAAACCACACCCAUGUACCUAACAUUGAUGGAGCUUGAAGAAAUCCGCAAAUGUGGGAUGAAAAACUUCCGUAAUAUCCAGGUUGAUGAAGCUAAUUUAUUGACUUGGCAAGGGCUUAUUGUUCCUGACAAUCCUCCAUAUGAUAAGGGAGCCUUCAGAAUUGAAAUCAACUUUCCAGCAGAGUAUCCAUUCAAACCUCCUAAGAUUACAUUUAAAACAAAGAUCUAUCACCCGAACAUUGAUGAAAAGGGGCAGGUUUGUCUGCCAGUAAUUAGUGCUGAAAACUGGAAGCCAGCAACCAAAACUGACCAAGUAAUCCAGUCCCUCAUAGCACUGGUGAAUGACCCACAGCCCGAGCAUCCUCUUCGGGCUGACCUAGCUGAAGAAUACUCUAAGGACCGUAAAAAAUUCUGUAAGAAUGCUGAAGAGUUUACAAAGAAAUAUGGUGAGAAGCGACCAGUGGACUAAAAUCUGACAGUUGAUGUCAGCAACGUAUGAUAGAAGAUCCGGAGCAGUGCAUUUCAGACCCCGCAAAGCAGGACUCUAUGGAAAAUUGACAAGUGCCACCUUUCGGUGUUAACUUGUGGCUGUUACUAACUUUCUACAGUUUUCUUAAUCAAAAGUGGUGUAGGUAACCUGUAAAGAAAGGAUUAAAAAUUUAAGAUGUUCUAGUUCUGCUUUCUUUGUUUAAAAAUCACUGCUUCAAUAUACUUUAAAGUAUGCUGUUUCUUUUUCUUGUCAGAAUUUAUCAAAAAUAUCUUAGACUUAUAUCCUGCCCUUACGGUUGUGGCUGUCGUCUCUUACUUUUCCUUGCAGUUCCCAUUAUCUUGAGUUCAUUUACUUCUUCAUUUGGUUUUCUUUCCCAACACUGAUGUCUUAGAAAAAAUAUCCCUGUCCUGGCAGAAAAUGGUUGAAUGUUUGGCAGUUCUGUUUACUUUUCUGUUUAAAUGUUGCACUGUGCUUUGUGGAACUUGGUUGCAAGUUCCCCUUAACUUCAGUUUGUAACAUAAUAAACAAAACACAAACCAGCCCCCAGAAAACAAUCAGAACUAUAGCCCAGGUAUUAUGUAAAUCUGGCUGAUGUUACCACAAUAAUGUUUAUUAAACGGGGAAACCCAAGUUUUUGUGUGCGUGAUUGAAUUAAAAUAUGGCUUAUGUCCUGCUUUUGGAAAACUUUGACAAAGAAAGUACCUGUAGCAAACGAAUAGUGGAAUGUGAUUAUGAAGUUCUUUCACUUUUCUUCUUAAUAUCUAUGCAGACUAGCUAGGAAAAAAAAUUGCACAGAACAACAUUGCAACCAGUUUAGAAGAGUUUCAGAACGUGGGGACCAAGAGGUACCAAAUAAACUGUUUUUGAGUUAAAAAUAAAUACUUUUUGGAAUGGUUAAUUUUGAAAUUAAAAGUUAAAUUUGACACCAUUGCUAGUCAUUUGAGUACAUUUUUCCAUCAAAAUGUAUUAAGAACAUAAGUGCCAUAUUGGGUCAGACCAGUGGUCCAUCUAGCCCUGUAUCCUGUCUCCUGUAGCAGGAGUGGAUGCUUUAGAGGGAGAGGAUAUGAACAGGGUAUAUCUGGAGUGAUCUGUCCUCUGUCAUACCCUCCUUGACAUCCACCAUCAUUGGCUUAGAGAUGCCACAGGAUACAUCUCUGAACCAUUUGUAUUUUAUAGAAUGACAUCCCCUCCCCCAAUUAUUGUAUGAUUCUUUUUAUUAAAAAUGGUAUGAGAAUAGCAUUAAGCAAUAAACUGUAAUAAGCAGAAUACAUUUCACUAGUACUGUCCAUGAAUAUCUGUAAGAAAUAAUAUACCACACUUGAGUUAGAUGAUUUAAUGAGUAUUUAAAAUAUCAUCCCAUCAUCCUAAUUUAUUUGGACAAAAAAUAGACUUUUCUUUCGAAGGCAUGGAACCUUUCCCAAUGCAAAAGGCAGCUCUUGCUGUUCAGGACUGUUCUUAAUACUAUUUCCAAUUGCUUUUCUUUUAACUGCCUUUUCCCCCUAGAUCUAAAACGUGAUCAUAGCUGUACAGUCAAACUGCCAUACAAUCAAACUGCCUUCUCUUCCCAACCGUGAGAAUUGUUGUGUUGUUGAACAAGCAGAUUUAUCUGCAGAAAUCCUUAGGCACUUAGGAGUACGUACUGUUUUGAUGUGCAGGUAGUUGCAUUAGUAAAUCCUUUCACACCUGGAUAGUUGGUACUCCUACAAUCAGCAGUAGUAUAGCCUCUGCCUUUGCAAUGUUUCAGGGCAAGUGUGUGUUAAAGAAGCAGUUUUGUUUCUUGUAUAUUUCCUUUCUCUUCUACCCACCCUAUUUUGCUCUGCUUUAAGGUUUAGCAUAAAGAAUGACAGCCCAGGGCCUCUGAUAAACUUUUUUUUUUUAUAAGUUAGGGAGCUACGUUUAAGUGUUCUUAGACAGAUUCUUUGGCAGAUAAAUAAAGUUAAACCACGUUCACCUUAUUUACAGAAACUUGCAUUUCCUGAGUGUUUUCAGGCUUGGUGAGAGCACUAUUACCAAAUUUUUCACAUCUUUGUGUCUUCAUUUGCAGAUAGUUGCUACUGAUUUUGUUUCAUUCACGCUCACUCACAUUCAUAAUAAAAAAAUUGCCAAAUUA